AUGGGAGGAGGCCGGACCACACCGGUGAGCACGGCCAUGAUGGGGAGGCGCGAGCGAGGGCACGAGGCUGCCGGGAGCCGGAGAGUGCGAGAGGCUGGCAUUGAGGGACGCAUGGAAAGCCAUAAUCCAUCACAUUCUCAGAUUGCUGAAGUGAAAAUGGACAUCUCAGCAUCAGCUUCUGGAGCAGCAGGGAACAAAUUCUGCAAAGGUGCUGCCUGUGAUUUCUCUGAUUCCAGUAACUCCUCGAAAGAUGCCAAGGAGAGAUCCGCGUCCAUGAGGAAGCUUAUAAUUGCAGUGAUCCUUUGCAUCAUAUUCAUGACGGUGGAAGUGGUUGGGGGCAUCAAAGCAAACAGUCUUGCCAUCUUAACUGAUGCAGCACAUCUUCUUUCUGAUGUGGCAGCAUUUGCCAUAUCAUUAUUCUCUCUCUGGGCUGCUGGAUGGGAAGCAACACCGCAGCAGUCUUAUGGGUUCUUUCGGAUUGAGAUUCUUGGUGCCUUGGUCUCCAUUCAGCUCAUAUGGCUACUUGCUGGCAUACUGGUAUAUGAGGCUAUUGUAAGGCUCAUUAAUGAGAGUGGCGACGUGCAGGGCUCCCUCAUGUUUGCUGUGUCGGCAUUUGGAUUGUUUGUCAACAUUAUAAUGGCUGUAUUGCUAGGCCAUGACCACGGGCACGGCCAUGGUCACAGCCAUGGUCAUUCACAUGACCAUAGUCAUGGUGAUUCAGAUGAUGACCAUUCCCACCAUGAAGAACAAGAACAGGGCCAUGUCCAUCACCACGAGCACGGCCAUGGAAGUUCUAUUACUGUUACAACACAUCACCACCACCACUCAGGCACUGGACAACAUCAUGAUGUUGAGGAGCCACUGAUUAAGCAUGAGGCUGACUGUGAGGGUACCCAAUCUGCUGCCAAAGCUGCUAAGAAGCCUCGACGCAAUAUAAAUGUACACAGUGCUUAUCUUCACGUGCUUGGGGACUCCAUCCAGAGCAUCGGGGUGAUGAUCGGUGGGGCUAUCAUCUGGUACAAGCCUGAGUGGAAGAUCAUUGAUCUUAUCUGCACCCUCAUCUUCUCGGUGAUUGUGCUGUUCACCACAAUCAGGAUGUUGCGCAACAUCCUUGAAGUCCUGAUGGAGAGCACACCCCGUGAGAUCGACGCCACCAGGCUGGAGAGGGGGCUUUGUGAGAUGGAAGGCGUGGUUGCCGUCCAUGAGCUGCAUAUCUGGGCCAUCACAGUGGGGAAGGUGCUCCUGGCUUGCCAUGUGACAAUCGCUAGGGAAGCCGAUGCUGAUCAGAUCCUUGACAAGGUAAUCGGGUACAUCAAGACGGAGUACAACAUCAGCCAUGUGACCAUUCAAGUCGAGCGUGAAUAG
This is a messenger RNA of Miscanthus lutarioriparius, 1365 nucleotides long. The record is from the annotation of a GenBank genome assembly. NCBI's taxonomy places the organism in Eukaryota, Viridiplantae, Streptophyta, Magnoliopsida, Poales, Poaceae.